AUGGCAGAGUCUACUCAAAUGGAAGUUGAGAUUGCAACCGUCGCUGUGCCAUUACCGGUUAAACCAAUCUUUAAGCCAUUGAAAGCUCACGAGAUGUCCGACGGCAAAGUCCAAUUCAGAAAACUACCGGUACCACCAAACCGGUACUCACCACUGAAGAAAGCGUGGUUAGAUAUCUACACGCCGGUUUACGAUCAGAUGAAGAUCGACAUAAGGAUGAAUCUCAAAUCCCGCAAAGUCGAGCUCAAAACCCGAGCCGACACUCCCGACGUCAGCAAUCUCCAGAAAUCUGCUGAUUUCGUUCAUGCUUUCAUGUUGGGCUUCGACAUUCCAGAUGCGAUCUCUCUUCUGAGGAUGGACGAGCUUUAUGUUGAGUCGUUUGAGAUCAAGGAUGUGAAGACUCUGAAGGGAGAGCAUUUGUCUCGUGCCAUUGGGAGAUUGUCUGGGAAAGGAGGGAAGACCAAGUUUGCGAUCGAGAACUCGACCAAGACGAGGAUCGUGAUUGCAGACACUAGGAUUCAUAUCUUGGGAGCUUUCACUAGUAUUAAGGUUGCGAGGAGCUCGCUUUGCAGUCUUAUUAUGGGAUCACCGGCCGGGAAAGUUUAUUCCAAACUCCGAUCUGUCUCUGCUAGAUUAGCUGAAUAA
Messenger RNA from Microthlaspi erraticum, 645 nucleotides. The record is from the annotation of a GenBank genome assembly. NCBI's taxonomy places the organism in Eukaryota, Viridiplantae, Streptophyta, Magnoliopsida, Brassicales, Brassicaceae.